AUGCAUCUCCCGCUCCUCUCCGGAGCUGUCCUGGGUCUCAUCGCCCCUACCCUCGCGAUUCCCGUCCAAGACAGUCCUCGCCAGCGUCUUCUCGACGGAAAGGGUCUCCCUUCCAAAUACCGGUCCAGCGCGCCUCCUUACACGCCCGGUCAUAAGGACAAGUACGACGGUCCUGUUGACUCCGUUGGAGAUGAGCUUGAUCCCUUGCCCUACCGCAAUGGACUCGGUGCUUCGGUCCUUGGACCAUGGAACGAGGCUCGCUCCAGACAAAACCCCGAUCUCGUUCGACCUCCCAGCACCGAUCAUGGCAAUCUGGCCAACAUGCGCUGGAGCUUCGCUGACUCCCACAUUCGGAUUGAGGAAGGCGGCUGGACCCGACAGACUACAGUUCGCGAGCUAUCCACGAGCGUCGAGUUGGCCGGCGUCAACAUGCGAUUGGACGAGGGCGUGAUUCGUGAGCUUCACUGGCACAAGGAGGCUGAGUGGGCCUACGUUCUCGACGGCAGCGUUCGUGUCACCGCGAUCGACUACGAGGGAGGCAAUUUCAUUGAUGAUUUGAACAAGGGUGACCUUUGGUAUUUCCCAUCUGGUGUUCCUCACUCCCUUCAAGGUCUCGGCGAGAACGGCACCGAGUUCCUGUUGAUUUUCGAUGAUGGAAGCUUUUCUGAGGAGUCUACUUUCAUCUUGACGGACUGGCUUGCCCACACCCCUCGCUCCGUUAUCUCGAAGAACUUCAACUUGGCCCCAGAAAUUUUCGCUCACAUCCCUGAGGGUGAAAAAUACAUUUUCCAGGGAACUACUCCCGGCUCGAUCGGCCACGAGGCCCCCAACGGAAAGGGCGUCAAGAAGUCAAAGCACCAGUUCACUCACAAAAUGCUUGCUCAGGAACCGAAGAAGACGUCUGGUGGACAGGUCAGAAUUACGGACUCGAACAACUUCCCGAUUUCAAAAACCGUCGCCGCCGCACACGCUAUCAUUGAACCCGGUGCCCUCCGAGAAAUGCACUGGCACCCUAACGCCGAUGAAUGGUCCUUCUUUAUCAAGGGACGUGCCCGAGUUACGAUUUUUGCUUCUGAAGGAAACGCGAGAACUUUUGAUUAUGUUCCCGGCGAUGUCGGUAUUGUCCCUAAGAACAUGGGCCACUUCGUCGAGAACAUCGGCGACGAACCCCUCGAAAUGCUCGAAAUCUUCCGCGCCGACGAAUUCAGAGACUUUUCACUAUUCCAGUGGAUGGGAGAGACACCCAAGAAGAUGGUCAUCGACCACCUCUUCGCCGAAGACCCCGAAAACGGCGAGAAAUUCUGGGAAAAGGUCCGCAGUGCCGAGAAGGAUGAAAUCACUCUGCCUGAUGCUCUGGAGAAGGAAACCGAUGGCACUCAGACCGACGAACUUUGA
Molecule: messenger RNA, 1395 nt
Organism: Colletotrichum chrysophilum
Lineage: Eukaryota; Fungi; Ascomycota; Sordariomycetes; Glomerellales; Glomerellaceae
Exons: 4
Coding region: 1-1395 (464 amino acids)
Biological process (GO): oxalate metabolic process
Source: RefSeq, a predicted model, not a curated record